AUGGGCCAAGUGCCAAUGGGUUAUCAAACUGUUGCUAUUAACCAGAGCAUGAAAGAACUUGUAAUUUCUUCAAAGAAGAAGAAAAAAGGAGUGGAACAUUCAAAUAUUGUACCAGAACCAGUGCAUUUGGAGGAUCUUCAAAAGAUGUUUGAAGGCAAAUUGACAAUUGUCAACAGAUUGACUUUUGAAUUUUCUGAUCAGUUACAGGCUCAUCAAAUUAUCCAGAACCCUGUGACCAAAAAAUACCAUUUGCUGGCUGCAAUACCAAAAACACAGGCAGCUUACAACUUUACCUGUUCACACCUUAAUGUUGAUAUUGUAACUUUUGAUCCUGGGAACAAAUAUCCUAUAAAACAUCAGAGGAAAAUGUACAAUUUUGCUGCAAGACGUGGAUUAUAUUUUGAAUUAUUGUACAGCCCUGCUGCCAGUGAUGGUGCUACAAGACAACACGUUAUUACAAGAGGACAUAUGUAUUAUUAUUUUGGUAAAUCAAAAAAUGUGCUAAUAUCGAGUAAUGCUUCUGUGCCUCUCCAGUUAAAAGGGCCAUAUGAUGUAAUAAACAUAGGCUUACUGUUUGGCUUGAGUGAAGAGCAGAGUAAAUUUUCUAUAUCAGAAGCUGGAAGAAAAGUAUUACAGCAUGGAGCAUGUAGAAGACUUGGGAAGAUUGCACCUGUUCUUGUAGAACACUCUGUUCAAAAUUCUGAGGACCAUACUAAUGAUAAUGGUGAAGAUCAUGAUGAAGAUAACAGUGGAUCUGUAAAGAAAAGACCUCGCAUAUCAUGACGUUACAUUUUUUUUUUUAUUGUUACUGUGUUUAUGCUGUAUUAAAUUGUUUUAUUGAAUA
Messenger RNA from Gryllus bimaculatus (two-spotted cricket), 844 nucleotides. The record is from the annotation of a GenBank genome assembly. NCBI's taxonomy places the organism in Eukaryota, Metazoa, Arthropoda, Insecta, Orthoptera, Gryllidae.